AUUAUUGUCAAAGGCUUAGGCUAUAAAUAUCCAUGUAUUCUCACUUUAACAUGUGCCUGCGUACUUGAUAGUAAAAUUCCUGGCUUGGCAGCGCCCCCAGACGUAGAUCAUCGUGAUCGAACUGGGUUACCAAAUUCUUGUGUUCUUUUGUCCUUGUUGUUUCAUCUUGAUUUCCUGAAAUUUUCAUAACAAGUGGUAUCAGAGCCUAGUUCGUUGAUAGGGUGGAUUGAGAGGAAUCGGGCGUUGGAUCGUUGUGGGAAUCCCUUGUGACCUGCGGAGGUGCCUUGUGUCGAAAGUCUCCUGGCGGUGUUGGGUCGGUCCCGACUGGUAGGUCAGGCAGCGAGUCCCUUUGUGAUAGGCGGUGCAAGGUUGGUAGGGAAGGAUAAGGGUUUCGGCAAACGCAGCGGAAUAUCCGAUGUGCUCUCAUAUCAAGUGAACCUUAGGUUUGUUUGUGGGAGUCAAGAUGGGUGAUCGUCAUGUUGUCAAGGAGAAAUCCGAAGACAUGGAUGAAGCCGAAUACAAGAAGAUCAACAGGAAGACGAUGAGUGCGGUUCGACUAACCCUUUGGGAGAAUGUCUCGACUGAAUUUAGAUUUGAGGCAAAAGGAAAGGGUGAAGAUCAAGAAUGGUCAAAGUUGAAGCCGAAGAAUAAGGACAAUGAAGAUGCAAGUCAGGUGGUAUAUUGGAACUGCAAGGGGCACUUGAAACGACAGUGCAGGGCGCCGGAGAAGGAUCAGGGUUCAGCAAACGCAACGGAGGAGAUAUCCGAUGCGCUGAUUCUGAGCGUCAGCAGUCCAAUGGAGUCAUGGAUUUUGGUCUAGCGUCAUUCCACUUAUGCAGUGAUUCGAGAAUCAUGGAAUCCUAUACCA
Andrographis paniculata is the source of this 868-nucleotide messenger RNA. RefSeq lists its product as uncharacterized. NCBI's taxonomy places the organism in Eukaryota, Viridiplantae, Streptophyta, Magnoliopsida, Lamiales, Acanthaceae. The transcript has 2 exons. The coding region runs from base 464 to 820 and encodes 118 amino acids. The record is from RefSeq and is a predicted model, not a curated record.